Messenger RNA from Daphnia magna, 1789 nucleotides. Its product is annotated as methyl farnesoate epoxidase. Gene Ontology annotation, molecular function: heme binding; oxidoreductase activity, acting on paired donors, with incorporation or reduction of molecular oxygen, reduced flavin or flavoprotein as one donor, and incorporation of one atom of oxygen; iron ion binding. Gene Ontology annotation, biological process: xenobiotic metabolic process. Gene Ontology annotation, cellular component: intracellular membrane-bounded organelle; cytoplasm. The record is from RefSeq and is a predicted model, not a curated record. Bases 115 to 1611 code for a protein of 498 amino acids. The transcript has 10 exons. Lineage: Eukaryota; Metazoa; Arthropoda; Branchiopoda; Diplostraca; Daphniidae.
CUUGCAACUUCUUUAAGAGACGAUUGCCACUAGACAAAUUCAGUCGCACAUUAGCAACCAAACGGACAAACAAGUUGAAAAACUAUUAAUUCUAAAAAUAAAGAAUUUGGCAGAAUGAUUUUCGAAUUCUGUCUAACGAUUUUUCUCGUCGGUCUUACCAUCAAAGCGACAAAACGUCCACACAACUUUCCGCCAGGUCCAAGAGGAUUGCCUCUGCUCGGCUAUUUGCCUUUCCUGUCAUCGUGGGAUCCGCAAUAUCCACACAAGGCAAUGAAAAAAAUUAGCGAAGUCUACGGACCUGUAGUGGGAAUGUAUUUUGGACUCAGCAAGCCUAUCAUUUCCGUUUGCGGUCACGAAGCCGUCAAAGAGGCCCUACAUAACGAAGAUCUCGAUGGCCGUCCCUAUAUCCCUGCCGCUUUAGGUCGAACCUUUGGAGAACACUUGGGGCUUAUGUUUGUCAUGGGCCAAUUUUGGCAAGAACAGCGUCGAUUCGCUAUGAGACAUCUCAGAGACCUGGGAUUCGGCAAAACAUCCAUUGAAGAUCAGAUGACGGAUGAACUCGGAGACCUAAUAAAAGAUAUUGAAAACGGGAGUGAAUUAGAUCCUGAACGAAUUGUCGAUUUGAAAGGCAUUUUUCAAGUAUCAGUAAUCAACAUCCUAUGGGCUAUCAUUGCAGGAGAACGUUUUCAACGGAACGAUCCCAAAUUUCAAGAACUUCUUAGAGCAAAUGAGAUGAUGUUCCGAGCGGGAAAUCCCGUCCGAGGCAACAUUCCAAUCCCUGCAUUUGUGUUAAAGCAUUUCCGUUUUGCGAGAGAAUUCAUCGGAAUCAAAAGCGAACUCAUUAAGCCGUUUCAAAAAUUCGUUCAAGUAACUAUUGAUGACCAUCAACAACAAAACCCAUGCGAAGGUGAAGCGCGUGAUUUCAUCGAUGUUUACCUGAAAGAAAUGAACAAACAAAAGGACGAGAACCCAUCAACAAAUUUUACGAACAAACAGCUCAUUUCGAUGAUAACGGAACUGUUCGGUGCAGGUGCCGAAUCAACAAGCAGUUCUAUAGGUUUCGCCAUUAUUCAUUUGAUUCGCCAUCAGCAAGCGCAGCAAAAGAUGCAAAUCGAAUUGGAUCAAGUCUGUGGACAAUUUUUCCCCACUCUUAACCAUCGAUCGAGCUUACCGUAUACUGAAGCGGUUCUGAUGGAAGCCCAACGUUGCAGCACUAUUGCACCAUUCGCCGUACCACAUAGUGCCGUCAAAGACACACAUAUCCAGGGCUAUACAAUUCCAAAAGGAAGUGUUGUUUUACUAAAUCUCGAUGCUGUUCUCCAAGAUUCAAAGUACUGGAAAGAUCCGGAAGUGUUCCGUCCGGAACGCCAUUUGAACGAAAACGGCACCAAAGUGAUUAAAAGUGAUCACUUUUAUCCAUUUGGUCUUGGGAGAAGAAUGUGUUUAGGAGAUUCAUUGGCAAAGAAUACCUAUUUCCUCUUCACAGCUGCUUUGAUCAAGAAGUUUCGAUUUGAGCCCGUUGAAAACGAACCUCUUCCGUCUCUGAACCCAAAGAUUGGAUUUACUUUGGGUUACCAGGGAUUUAAAGCGGUCGUUACUCCUCGUUCGUGAAGCCUAUGGAAAGAAUUUCUUUAAAAAACUACAAGAAAAUAUUUUGUCUUUCUCUUUUUACCCGCAUUUUUAUCUUCUUUCUCUUUCUUAAAUAAUGCUAUCACGAAAAGUCGACUGCCAAACUUGCUUCUCGAGAAAUUUAGAGAAAUUAGAAAAAUAAAUCACAACAAAAGCAAAA